This is a messenger RNA of Aspergillus chevalieri, 1467 nucleotides long. It is a transcript of the gene CLB2, whose product is annotated as B-type cyclin nimE. The transcript has 4 exons. The coding region runs from base 1 to 1467 and encodes 488 amino acids. Gene Ontology annotation, biological process: G2/M transition of mitotic cell cycle; regulation of cyclin-dependent protein serine/threonine kinase activity. Gene Ontology annotation, cellular component: centrosome; nucleus; cyclin-dependent protein kinase holoenzyme complex. NCBI's taxonomy places the organism in Eukaryota, Fungi, Ascomycota, Eurotiomycetes, Eurotiales, Aspergillaceae. Gene Ontology annotation, molecular function: cyclin-dependent protein serine/threonine kinase regulator activity. The record is from RefSeq and is a predicted model, not a curated record.
AUGCCUCCUCAAGUCCGAAGCCUUCGCACACGAGGCGCGAUGAACGAAAACGACGAGAACGGCCCGUCGACGCGCGUGACCCGAGCCAAGGCUGCUGCUCUGUCCACCGAGGGUCAGGCCGCCAAUGUUCCCGCGAAGAAACCCCUGCAGACAAAGAAGGUGGCUACGAGCACCGCGAACAAUGGAGCUCCCCGACGGCGUGCCGCCCUUGGGGACGUUAGCAACGUCACCAAGUCUGAGAACACCGAGACCAAGGAAGGCAAGAAGCCGGCUACAAGCAAGAUUGGCCUGACAUCGAAGGCGACAUCGCAGACCGGUGGUGUUCAGAAGCUCAGUCGCACCAACACGUCUCGCACUGGCACCACUGCCACUGCGACCGCAAAGAAACCCUCGAGCGAAACGAAGCGCGUGGGAUCGGCACAGGUGAAGCGGACCUCCAGCCAGAAGUCAGUACAAGAAAAGACGCUGCAGGCUGAGGAACCGCCGCGCAAGAAGGUUGAGGUUGAGAAGAAGGCUGCUGAGAAGCAGCCGCCUGUGGAGAAGGUCUCCACGGUCAAGGAAGAACUUGAGGUGCCUGUCGCGGACAACGCUAAACAGGCUUUUGAGGAUGCUGUUGUCGACCUGGACACUGAGGACUUGGACGACCCCCUGAUGGUGGCUGAAUACGUGGUAGAGAUUUUCGACUAUCUGAGGGACCUUGAAAUUGAAACGCAACCCAACCCCGAGUACAUCGAGCACCAACCCGAUCUAGAAUGGAAGAUGCGUGGCAUCCUUGUCGACUGGUUGAUCGAAGUUCACACUCGUUUCCGCUUGCUUCCCGAGACUCUCUUCUUGGCUGUCAACAUCAUUGACCGUUUCCUAUCUGCCGAAGUCGUUGCGCUGGACCGCCUUCAACUGGUUGGAGUCACUGCCAUGUUCAUCGCCUCGAAGUACGAAGAGAUCCUCUCGCCUCACGUCGCCAACUUCAGCCACGUUGCCGAUGAAACUUUCUCGGACAAGGAAAUUCUCGAUGCUGAGCGUCACAUCCUGGCCACCCUCGAGUACAACAUGAGCUACCCCAACCCCAUGAACUUCCUUCGUCGUAUCUCCAAGGCCGACAACUACGAUAUCCAGACGCGCACUCUGGCGAAGUACCUCAUAGAAAUCAGUCUUUUGGACCACCGGUUCCUGGUCUACCAGCAGAGUCAUGUGGCCGCAGCAGCCAUGUACCUUGCCCGCGUCAUCCUGGAUCAAGGACCUUGGGAUGCUACCCUCGCCCACUAUGCCGGAUACACUGAGGACGAAAUUGACCCUGUCUUCCGCUUGAUGGUCGACUAUCUUCAUCGUCCAGUGUGCCACGAAGCCUUCUUCAAGAAAUACGCUAGCAAGAAAUUCCUCAAGGCCUCCAUCAUUACGAGACAGUGGGCCAAAAAAUAUCACCACUACUACAUCAAAAGCUCGCUCGCACAGUCGUACAGCUCUCUUUAA